AUGCUUGCCAAGUCCUCCUCCACCGCCGCUCACCCGAGUAGUACGGAUCAGACAACCAUUCACACAAUUGCCCCGACUGUGAACGAGCAGGUGAAUCGACGAGGAUCCACGGAGGAAUAUGAGAUCGAACGAAAAGAUUCCGUGGUGCCAAACGAGCUCGGGAAAACUGAGGAACACAUUGGCGAAUCACAUGAACUUGUUGAUCCGAUGGUCAAUGGACAGAAAAUCCGCACUCGAAGAAAUCGGCAUCACAUGAGUCGGAAUCAGAGUGAACGGGUAGUGGGAAAAUGGUGUGAAAACCAUGCCGAAACCGAUAUGUCGUCGGUGAAAUGUUUUACUUCAGCGUAUGCAGACGAUCGCGACAGUGAGGAACGAGCAAAGAGAAACCACAUGGCCUUACAGACAGAACACAUGGUUCUGUCAUUCACGUCCGAUCUGAAAGCGUCUGGUGUUAUAGAUUCGCAAACUUUAUCCGAAUUCUGUGAUGAUCACGAUAAUGGUGACCGUGCCAAUGAGCAUCACCAGCUAUUGAAGGGUGAGUGCAAUGCUGAACUGAUAUUAAGUGUUACACGAAAGUGUAUUGAAUAA
This is a messenger RNA of Echinostoma caproni, 588 nucleotides long. The record is from the annotation of a GenBank genome assembly. Lineage: Eukaryota; Metazoa; Platyhelminthes; Trematoda; Plagiorchiida; Echinostomatidae.